Molecule: messenger RNA, 1621 nt
Organism: Neocloeon triangulifer
Lineage: Eukaryota; Metazoa; Arthropoda; Insecta; Ephemeroptera; Baetidae
Product: KICSTOR subunit 2-like
Exons: 10
Coding region: 138-1475 (445 amino acids)
Biological process (GO): protein localization to lysosome; cellular response to glucose starvation; cellular response to amino acid starvation
Cellular component (GO): KICSTOR complex
Source: RefSeq, a predicted model, not a curated record
AAAAGGUGAAAGUAAACAAAGUUGUUUUUCAUCUCUCGCAAGAAAAAUCUGGUCAAAUCCAAGGAAAAUGAAGAAUUAUCAGAUGCUCAAAUACUAAUCAAUUUUUAAACUUAAAUUUUGACUGCCCAUUAUUACUAAUGAUGGCUAUGAUGGAUCGUGAAGAGGAAUUUCUGAGUAACUUCUUCAACUCUGUUUCACAUCUCAGUUUCGACAAAGCAAAAGAAUGUCUGGAACGUGGAAAAGAGGACAGUAUGCUGCAGUCGCCGGCCUGGAAUUUGCUAAUUUGCGCUCUUUCGCAGUUCGCGGCUGCUGAGAAAUCCUACGUUGAACUUGGUUUUUUCGCCAGACAGAAAAGCCUUUUUAAAAUUAAAGAUAAUUCUCUGAGAUCUGUUUACGAACAUUUGAGGUCUGUUGAAAUGAAACGGGUAGACGCUCUUGCCAAGGACUCUGGCAACAAAACUAUUGCUUCAGUCUCUAGUCAGUUGGAGGACUUCAUGAAGGCCAGGAUUGAGCUGAUCGAAUUCUAUGAAUUGAUGCAGGGAGUUGGUUCUAGCAAGCCUGUAAAAUUCUGCGAGCUCUGGGGUUUCCUGGAACAAAUUGUUGAAAAACAUGCUCUUGCCUGUCCACACCUCUCACUGACUUGGCUCAAAGCUGCGCUCAGCUUGGAAUGUGAGGUAUUACUCCAUUUGGUGCGAGCAGGAGCCGAACUGGCAGAAUGGAGAUUUUUGCCCUCCUUGAUGCUCUUACAUGGAGCCCACACCAGACUUGUAGCUUGGGAGACUUCAUUAGGAGCUAGAUCGUCUGAAUCCUGGCGACUGGGCUCUUUUUUAACUUCGACGAGACUCCCCUUACUGCACCAAUGGCUGGUUAAAAUGAAAAGUGGACUCGGUGCAAAAUUUGCCCUCCUUUUUUACAACACUCUCCUGCAGCAAACGGUUACGUCUGAGAUGAAGGCACUCUGCUCCAAGUUAGCCCCUGCAGUGGAUUUUUCACAGAGGCUUCAAAGCUUCCAACACAAGUCAGGAGCAGUAGCUGUCUGCAUUGUGUUUGAUAUGUUCGGUUUGCCAGACCACGAAGGGCCUGGAUACAAAAUUCCCAAACUGCAAAGUACCCCUACUAGACUCUCUCCGGCACAAGUUUCCCCAGCAGCUAUUGAAUCUCCAUUAAGCGACCCACGAUUUGCACAAGUUUUAUGCAUUCCGCAGGCUGGGCAGAUCAACUUUAUUGAAGUAACGAAACUAAUUCUCGAGAAGGCAGCCGAGCUUUCGACUCUCGAUAAAGUUGUCAUCCACUUCAAUCAAAGAGAGCAGUGCUCAGUUUUUAUGAUAAAUUUUGAUCCUCGACUGACGCUGGCAGCCGUUUUUAAUGGGAAAAAGUCCGACAAGGAAACAAUGGCAACGUCCUUUUUAUUGGAAACUGCAGCACAAUUGCGGGGCAACAGACUGCUAGCCUCGUUAAAGCCAGGAGCAAAGUAAAGUAAUAGCAAUCUCGAAAGAAAGAAAGGCUAUCUGUGACAACUCGUAGAAAUUAUGAAGACGAGCUUAUUUUGAAAAGAACCGCCUAUGGGCAAAUGACCACACCUCCUUUCUGCCCAUCUAUGUACUGCCACUAGACUGUUGAU